Molecule: messenger RNA, 1064 nt
Organism: Lynx canadensis (Canada lynx)
Lineage: Eukaryota; Metazoa; Chordata; Mammalia; Carnivora; Felidae
Gene: SYCE3
Product: synaptonemal complex central element protein 3
Exons: 3
Coding region: 654-920 (88 amino acids)
Biological process (GO): spermatogenesis; synaptonemal complex assembly; reciprocal meiotic recombination
Cellular component (GO): central element
Source: RefSeq, a predicted model, not a curated record
UGAUGCCUGGCAGGCCUGGACUGGAGCCAGAGCUCACACUCUCCCCAGUUGCAUGUACUUCUUCUGUUUCCGGCUCUGUAAGACAGAUGCAACAAUGUCCGCCAGCACUGUAGUUGUCAAGACUGAAUAUAUUUGGGCGUCGAACUAAUUGAACCAAUAUUUACUGGCACCUGCUGUGCCAAGUGCUGUCCUGAACACUGGGGGCACAGUGGUCAAGCAGACAGGGCCCUCAGUGCAUACCUUACACUCAUGAACCACAGAGAGGAACACAACGAUCAGGACCACCAGUGGACCCUCGCUGCAAUUCUGCUCUCCCGAGAUCUCAGCCAGUCCUCAGUCUGGGAACUCGGCCCAUCUGCGACCCAGAGCCCCACGUGCGAGACCAGCCGGAGACGACUCCGCCCCUUCCGCUCUACAGAGUAGCCAAUGAGACCUGGAGGCUGACACUUGGGACCAGCCAGAAGUGGGCGCAUUCACGUGUUUGUGACCCCGCCCCUUCCGCUCCGGGAGACUGGCCAAUGAGGGCGAGAAGCCACUUCUGGGGGCGGAUCUGGUAACGGAAAGGGGCGGGGUGCCUUUCCGAGCUUGGACCUCGUGCCCCAGGCUGCGUAGGUGGACGGCGGAUCCUGACGCGAGCGCAGGCGGUGCGGGAGAUGGCUGAUUCUGAUCCUGGAGAAAGAAACUAUGACAACAUGCUGAAAAUGCUGUCAGACCUGAAUAAAGACUUGGAAAAGCUACUAGAAGAGAUGGAGAAAAUCUCAGUGCAAGCCACAUGGAUGGCCUACGACAUGGUGGUGAUGCGCACCAACCCCACACUGGCGGAGUCCAUGCGCCGGCUGGAGGAUGCCUUCCUCAACUGCAAGGAGGAGAUGGAGAAGAACUGGCAAGAGCUGCUCACUGAGACCAAGCACAAACAGUAGGCCCCCUGCCCACCCACGGCCACCGUGCUUCUGCCUGCCAGUGUGGAGAAGCCCCGGGGACACAGAGCCCUCUCUGCUUGGCAGGGUAACAGCAACCGUAAUAUAUAGCUGUAUGAACUGUACUUGUUUUUCAAUAAACUUAUU